AUUACAGUACAGAACUAAACUACCUCAAUGGGAUCUUUGGCUGAGCAGUUGAACCAAGCAAGUCCAUUUUUGGGUGUAAUUUUGCUGCAAUUUGGGUUUGUAGGAAUGUCUAUCAUCACCAAAUCUGCUUUAAACAUCGGCAUGAGCCAACAUGUUCUGGUAGUCUAUAGGAAUAUUGUUGCCACCAUUGUCAUUGCUCCUUUUGCCAUUAUUUUUGACAGGAAAGUGAGGCCAAGGAUGACUUUCUCCAUCUUCAUUAAGAUAGCAUUGCUGGGCUUGUUAGAGCCUACAAUUGACCAAAACUUGUAUUAUACUGGCAUGAAGUAUACAACAGCAACUUUCACUGUUUCUAUGAAUAAUAUUCUUCCUGCCUUUGCCUUUCUCAUGGCUUGGAUCUGCAGGCUUGAGAAGGUUAAUAUAAGGAAACUGCAUAGCCAGGCAAAGAUAUCAGGGACAAUAGUGACAGUUGGGGGAGCAAUGUUAAUGACUCUAGUUAAAGGUCCAAUGCUCAAUCUGCCAUGGACAAAAGAACAUAACAGCCAUCAUCAAGAAUCUACAACUUCAGCAACUAAACAUGACCCCAUCAAGGGUGCUCUCAUGAUCACAAUUGGGUGCUUUUGCUGGUCUGGUUUCAUUAUUCUUCAGGCGAUUACGCUGAGAUCGUACCCUGCUGAGCUUUCCCUAACAGCUUUGAUUUGCUUCAUGGGUGCGAUUCAAGGCACGGUUUUAGCCGUCGCCAUGGAAUGGGGCAAUGCCAGUGCCUGGGCUAUAAACCUGGAUUAUAAAUUGUUAGCUGCUGUUUAUGGUGGAUUGGUCUGUUCAGGAGUUACAUAUUAUAUUCAAGGAGCGGUAAUGAAGAACAGGGGACCGGUUUUUGUGACAGCUUUCAGUCCUCUAGCCAUGGUGGUUGUAGCAAUUAUGGGUUCAUUUCUAUUAGGGGAGAUAUUAUACUUGGGAAGGAUAAUUGGAGCAAUUGUUAUUGUUUUUGGGUUAUAUCUAGUUUUAUGGGGUAAGAGCAAGGAUCAAACUCCAUCAGAAGGCAAGGAAGCCAUGAUCGAUAAGCAAAUCGAUACAACGAGUUCAGAUCAAGAGUUUGUCACCAUUGAUGUCACAACUCACAAAGAAUUAGAUAGACCUAUGGAAGGAUCCACUUGAAAAGGAACAACAUUGGGGGGAAAAAAGAAGAAGGCAUGCAAUGCUAGCUGAUCACUAAUACAAGCAAGUUAAACUGCAAUCGGUUCAAUGUUUAUAGUUUGUGUGGCAUGCUAUGGUGAUCCCUAAUAAAAGCAAGUUAAACUACA
This is a messenger RNA of Tripterygium wilfordii, 1301 nucleotides long. RefSeq names its product WAT1-related protein At2g39510-like. Gene Ontology annotation, cellular component: plasma membrane. The record is from RefSeq and is a predicted model, not a curated record. Gene Ontology annotation, molecular function: transmembrane transporter activity. The coding region runs from base 28 to 1155 and encodes 375 amino acids. Lineage: Eukaryota; Viridiplantae; Streptophyta; Magnoliopsida; Celastrales; Celastraceae. The transcript is spliced from 7 exons.